Molecule: messenger RNA, 1671 nt
Organism: Geodia barretti
Lineage: Eukaryota; Metazoa; Porifera; Demospongiae; Tetractinellida; Geodiidae
Source: the annotation of a GenBank genome assembly
AUGCGCGACGGCGUGACGCUCUACGCCGAUGUGUACCGUCCGGACACUUCGGAUCCGGUGCCCGUGCUUUUGCAACGCACUCCCUACGACAAGGCACAGUCCCGUACGGGCAGCCUCGACGUAAUGCGCGCGGCGUCCCACGGCUAUGCGGUGGUUAUCCAGGACACCCGUGGUCGCUACACCUCCGAGGGCGAGUUCUACCCCUUCCUGGAUGAACCCGACGACGGUUACGAUACCGUGCAAUGGUGCGCCGACCAACCCUGGAGCACCGGCAAGACGGGCAUGUUCGGGCGUUCCUACGUGGGAGCCACCCAGUGGCUUUGCGCUAUCACCAACCCGCCGGCCCUCACGACCAUCUCCCCGGGUAUCACCGCCUCUGACUACUACGAGGGCUGGACCUAUCAGGGCGGCGCGUUGGCCUGGGGGUUUGCCCUUUCGUGGACGAUGCGACAAUUGACCAUGGCCAACCUCGGCGCAAUCAGCAGCCGCCACGACGUCCCCGAAGGCGCCCGCGCCGGGCUCCUGGAAGCAUUCAACCAGCUGGACUGCACCAUGCGUCAACAACCCAUCGUGGAGCUGCCGCACCUCAAAGCACCGCUGGCGGACUAUUUCUACGACUGGAUUCGGCACUCGUCCAGCGACGAAUACUGGAAGCGCUGGCGCAUCGAGGACCACUAUCCGCACAUCACCACGCCGGCGCUGCAUGUGGGCGGGUGGCACGAUAUUUUCCUGUUGGGCACCCUCCGCAAUUUCGUUGACGCCACCGCACGCGCCGGACAGCGCCUAAUUGUUGGUCCCUGGCACCACGGCCCGUUUGCCGAAAUGUCGGGCGACUACUUCUUUGGUCUGGGCGCUUCCGGGCCGGCCAUCGACACCGACGGCGUGCAGCUGCGGUGGUUCGAUUACUGGCUAAAGGGCGAGCAGAACGGCGCCGAAGCCGAUCCUCCGGUUCGUAUCUUCGUCAUGGGUGACAACCGUUGGCGCGACGAACAGGAAUGGCCGUUGACUCGAACCCGGUUCACCGACUACUACCUGCACAGCGGCGGUCGGGCCAAUACCGCGGCUGGCGAUGGCGUGCUGUCCACCGAUGCCGCGGGUGAAGAAUCGCCCGACGUGUUCCUGUAUGAUCCCCGCGAUCCGGUUCCAACCCGAGGCGGCCCGCUGUGCUGUGGCCCGUCUUUCGUUCCCGGCGGCGCAUACGACCAGCAGGAGUUGGAAGGUCGCAGCGACGUGCUCUGCUACACGACACCGACGCUCACGACCGAUGUCGAGGUUACCGGCCCGGUAACCCUUACGCUGCACGCCGCGACCUCUGCUGCCGAUACCGAUUUCACUGCCAAGCUGGUGGAUGUGGACCCGUGCGGCUCGGCGCGCAACCUUACCGAUGGCAUCAUCCGCGCGCGAUACCGCAGCGGCACCGAUGCGUCCCGCCCCGUAACGCCCGGCGUAGCCCACGAGUACAACAUUGACCUGGUGGCCACCAGCAACGUGUUCAAAGCCGGACAUCGCAUCCGUCUGGAGAUCAGCAGCAGCAACUUCCCGCGGUUCGACCGCAACUUCAACACCGGGGCCGAUCCCUGGGCCUCCACCGACAGCGUGCCGGCCGUGCAAACCAUUCAUCACAACGGGCAAUUUCCGUCGCGCUUGCGCUUGCCCGUUAUUCCCGCCUGA